AAUGGAAAAAACAUCUUUGGAAAAACUUGUCAUUAAUAUGCAUGGACAAGAUGAUGAAAUCAUUUCUCUUGUCAAUUUGUUUCAACAUCGCAAGUGUUGAAACUUGAAAUUCCAUCCACCACUCAUGUUAUGAAAAUAUGAAAAGUGGAUCAUAAUCAAAGAAGGUAUUGUUUUGAUUAUGGAGGCAAAAACAAUACCUCAGUUAUUAAAUCGAACGCAAGUUCGAAUGUUUUAAGUUUAUAUUUACAGCAAAAAACUCCAAUUCGCGGAUGUUUAAUCAAAACAUGCAACCGAGCGGAUUUACGAAAAAGUCAACAACGAUUGCAUCAGCCGUGCACGGGCACGUUCGCGAGGAAAGAGACGGAAGAGCGGCCCGCUCUCGUGAGAAGACGACGCCGCGGGAAAAUUCGGAGUGACCGGAGUAGCGGCGAAUACUUAAGCUGGGACUUCAAGGAAGUCCGAGGUCGUUAUAGUGAUACCCCUCGUGAGGCAGGUGCCUACGUCGUUAUAGAUAGUCCGCGGUUCGUUUAGGUGUUAACUCUUAAGUUUUAUUCCGCGAGGCAGAAGUGAUGCCCGUUGUUUAAGUUUCGGUUUAGUGUUUAAGUGAUUUAAUAUUUUUUCAACUUAACUGAUAGAUUAAAAGUAAUUAAAAUCGAGCAGAUGUAGUGCAGUUAAUCAAAGGACAUAUCACAUCCAGCAGUAAUAGUGUCUAACCACUCGGUACGUAUUCCGCUUCAUUGGUGACAGCGCAAAAGAGCCUGAAAAGAUAGGCUCAGGUGCGCCGUUUUCUGGCUGGGCCAGUAGUGAAAAAGUAGAAAAAACUUACGUGCUUAAGUGACUUUGACGUAUCGGAAAAACAGACCCAAAUCAACGAAAGUGAAUGCCACGAAACGUGCAAGUCCAAUAUUUCUAAGGGCUCCUCCUCGAAGAUGGUCGAAACCUAAAAGAACAAAUAAAAAGGAUUAGAAGAAGAAACAGUGAAAGUGUUAGAGGAACAAUAAUAACAAUCCGAGAUCGACUGUUGACCAGUGUUACGCGAAUUCAAGUUUUCGAAAUCCAAUCGCAAUAGAUCCCACGGACAGGGAGCAGCUCACAGGGCACUGGAACCAGCAACAGGAUUCAACCUACAAAAAAAAUGAAAAUAAGACAGAGCAAAUGAGAUACGAACAGGCCUAUAGCCUAGGAAAUUGAGGUAAAUAUAUAUAGAAAAAAAAAAAUAAGAAUUUAAAUCCUGUUUGUAGUAGUCAACAAAUACUUUUGACACUACGUAAAAUGUAUGCCAAGAAACAUUUAAACAAACGAAGAGGACUAAAACAUAGGGUAACGCCUCAAAUUACAAAUAUGGAAAGACCGAAAAGACACGAAAAUUAUGAGAUACCACAAAGAUUAAAAAUUUUGUUGGAAAGACCAACAGUAUCUCUGGAAGAACAGAUAAGACAUUCCUGGAAUAAGGAAGACUGUUCUGAAAACAUAUUUGUAGAAACUAAUGGUCUCACAGCCCAUCGAACUUAUGCAAGAAACAAUACUGAUUGCAUAAGAGGUAAAGUUGGGUUCACAAAAGGUCUCCAUGUAUGGGAAAUAACAUGGCCUAGUGAACAGAGGGGGACACAUGCAUACGUUGGAAUAGCAACGUCUGAUGCAACCUUACAAUGCAUGGGUUAUCAAAGUCUAUUAGGACUAGAUAGCAAUUCUUGGGGCUUUGACAUAAACAGGGGCAUGACGCUUCAUGAUUCAAUCAUUGACACGUACCCGAAAAAACAAAAUGGUAGAGAACGAAAAUCUUUUGAAAAAUUCAAAAUAAAGUUCGAGACUAUUAAAGUGAUACUGGAUAUGGAUAAAGGCACACUGAGCUUUUUAGCCAAUGGCCAAUACUUUGGAGAAGCCUUCGAGGGUCUCCAAAAUAAGACACUAUACCCAAUAAUUUCAACAGUUUGGGGCAGAAGUGAGGUAAAAAUGGAAUAUUUAGGUGGUUUAGAGUCUAAACCAAUUACCUUACAGGAAUUGUGCAAAUACACAAUCUGUAAAGGAAUGUGUUCAAUACAUUUCAAAGAAAAUGUCAAACUUUUCCAAUUACCAAAGUCAAUAGAGAACUAUUUGUGCCUUCAAGGAAAGGACUUUUGGAAAAGGAGUCUGAACACAGACAGAAAACAUGAAUGCACAAAUUAUUGUGUCACAAAUAACACGAUUGGGCUCCGAGUAAAAGACGUGUGAAAAAAAAAAAAAUUAUGGAUUUA
Wyeomyia smithii (pitcher-plant mosquito) is the source of this 2234-nucleotide messenger RNA. Its product is annotated as protein gustavus-like. Lineage: Eukaryota; Metazoa; Arthropoda; Insecta; Diptera; Culicidae. Gene Ontology annotation, molecular function: protein binding. Gene Ontology annotation, cellular component: SCF ubiquitin ligase complex. The transcript is spliced from 2 exons. The coding region runs from base 1273 to 2211 and encodes 312 amino acids. Gene Ontology annotation, biological process: proteasome-mediated ubiquitin-dependent protein catabolic process; intracellular signal transduction. The record is from RefSeq and is a predicted model, not a curated record.